UCAAUGUCUUGACAUAUCAGUGAUCACUGGGAAAUGAAGGAAAAUGCUUUAAAGAAGGAUUUGUGAUGUUUUUCUGAACCAGGCAGCAGAUCUUUUUGAUUCUUGUGGUUAUUUUUAAACCAUUGUUUAGAAAGUAGAAGAGUAGUGUCUGAAACUCGCACACUGAAAAUGGAUUUGCUAACUAAAGAAGAACUUUCUUGUCCUGUGUGUUAUGAAAUUUUCAAGACUCCUGUUAUUUUAUCAUGUAGCCACAGUUUCUGUAAAGAGUGUCUUCGACAGUUCUGGAGAAUCAAAGAAACUCAAGAAUGUCCUGUCUGCAGGAGAAGAUCCUCAAAACCUGAUCCUCCUCAUAAUCUUGCAUUAAAAAACUUGUCUGAGUCGUUCCUGAAGGGGAGAAAUGAGAGGCGUUCAUCAGGAUCUGAGGAGAUCUGCAGUUUACACAGUGAGAAACUCAAACUCUUCUGUCUGGAGGACAAACAGCCUGUCUGUUUAGUAUGUGUUAACUCACAGAAACACGUCAAUCACACAUUCAGACCUAUAAGUGAAGUUGUUCCAUCAUAUAAGGAGGAGCUCAAUACAGCACUGAAAUCCUUAAAAGAGAAACGUAAACAUAAAGAAAACAUUAAAGGAAAGUUUGAGAAAACCGUUCAACACAUCAAGUCUCAAGCUGAGCACACAGAGCGUCAGAUUAAACAGCAGUUUGAGAAGCUUCAUCAGUUUCUCAGAGAUGAAGAAGAAGCUACAAUGACUGCACUUAAGGAGGAAGAGGAGCAGAAGAAGCAGAUGAUGAAGGAGAAGCUGGAGGAGAUCAACAGACACAUCUCAGCUCUUUCACACACAAUCAAAGACACGGAGGAGAUGAUGAAAGACAAUGACGUCUGCUUUCUAAAGAGGUUUUCGGUCACAAUGGAAAGAGUCCAGAUCUCAUCACAGCCGGAUCCACAGACACAUUCUGGAGCUUUGAUUGAUGUGUCACGUUACUUGGGGAACCUGGCCUUCAGAGUCUGGAAGAAGAUGCAGGACAUUGUCCAAAACAUUCCUGUGAUUCUGGAUCCAAACACGGCUCAUCCAGAUCUCGUCCUGUCUGAUGAUCUGACCUGUGUGAGAAACAGCAGGAACAAUCAACUGCUUCCUGAUAAUCCAGAGAGAUUUGACUGGUAUCACUGUGUUCUGGGUUCAGAGGGUUUUAACUCAGGAACACACAGCUGGGAUGUGGAGGUUAAUGACAGUUCACCCUGGGGUCUUGGAGUAACUACAACAUCAAACCAAAGGAAGGGAUAUGAUUUCUUUGACACUGAUGUCUGGAGUGUGGAGUACGAGCUGCCUUUAGGGUCUGGUUUUCCUGUUGAACAGGAUCUUAAGCGUGUGAGAGUUGAUCUGGACUAUGACGGAGGAACGGUGUCAUUCUCUGAUCCUGUAACUAACACCCAUCUACACACAUUCACAACCACCUUCACUGACACAGUCUUUCCAUUCUUCUGGUGUUAUGAUAGAUUUACCUGUCUGAGGAUUUUACCAGUUAAACUGACGUAACUUGUGCUUACAUUGCGUUCCAAAUUAUUAUGCAAGUGAUAUAUCAAUAAAGAGUCAGAUUUUUGUUUGUGUUGUUUUUCACAUCUUUUUAGUUAACUGGUAUCAAUCUCAGACAGGUUUGUUCAAUAGUUUGCCAGUUCUUCUUAGGUAAAUGGAAACCCUACUUAAAGAGGUUGUUCCACAUUAUUAAGCAAGUCAAAAUUCUCAUGAAAUAUAUGGUGAGGAAGAAAGAUCUUUCUGAAGAUGAAAAGUAUGAAACAAUGCAAUGUCUUGCAAAAGGCAUCAAAACAAACAAUAUUUUGUGAAAAGCAAAUGAAAAUGAUUAAACUGUCAAAAGAUUUGUGAGUGACUUAGAGCACAGAAGAUCUUGGUCAGAUAAAGAUUUAUUAAGGAAAGUUUUUGUCAAACAAAUGAACUGUAUUGUAAUACCAGCUGUAAAAAAGCCACUGCUGAGCAGCAAACAGUGUUUAAAGCUACUGGAGUGUCAAGAUCCUCUUCAUGCAGACUGGCAGU
Molecule: messenger RNA, 2046 nt
Organism: Onychostoma macrolepis
Lineage: Eukaryota; Metazoa; Chordata; Actinopteri; Cypriniformes; Cyprinidae
Product: E3 ubiquitin-protein ligase TRIM35-like
Exons: 6
Coding region: 169-1533 (454 amino acids)
Molecular function (GO): zinc ion binding; protein binding
Source: RefSeq, a predicted model, not a curated record